Molecule: messenger RNA, 1477 nt
Organism: Acanthopagrus latus (yellowfin seabream)
Lineage: Eukaryota; Metazoa; Chordata; Actinopteri; Spariformes; Sparidae
Gene: zmat4a
Product: zinc finger, matrin-type 4a
Exons: 7
Coding region: 220-1002 (260 amino acids)
Cellular component (GO): nucleus
Molecular function (GO): zinc ion binding; nucleic acid binding
Source: RefSeq, a predicted model, not a curated record
CUCUGGUCCUGGUACUGGUUCUGACAGACAGACUGGCUGAUGAGCCUCCUCUUCCUGCCCUGCCUCGAGCGCCACUGACGCGGCUGCUGCGCGCCGCGCGGCCAAUGGGAGCGCAGCGGGGCGGAGAGCAGCGGCGCGUCGUACUACAGCGGAGUUCUGCCGCCAACAGUGUGGACGCGUCUCCCGCUCAGCCCGCCGCUCCACAGCCUCCUCUGGUUCAUGGAUUAUACAGUUUCCCUCCAAGUGCAACAUCAGCUGGCGGUGUUCCCGACGCACUUCUACCAGGGCUACAGCGUGGAGUUACAGAUGAAGUCAACAGAGGUGGACCAAGGACUUUUCACAGACAGCUACUGCAAAGUGUGCAGCGCUCAGCUCAUCUCCGAGUCCCAGAGGGUCGCCCAUUAUGAGAGUCGGAAACAUGCCAACAAAGUGCGGCUGUAUUACAUGCUACAUCCUGUGGAUGGAGGCUGCCCUGCCAAGAAGCUCAGAGCAGACAAUGGCAGCGACGAGGGCGACGUGGACAAGAAUAAGUGCUGCACGCUGUGUAACAUGUCCUUCACCUCAGCGGUGGUGGCACAGUCACACUACCAGGGUAAAAUCCACGCCAAGAGGCUAAAGCUACUACUGGGGGAGCAGCCUGCUAUCACAACCAAAGAGGCGUCCCCCAGUCCUGUAAAGAGCUCCCCAGACACGUCUCCCAUGACCUCCCCGCGACAGCGCCGCGACUCGGACCGCUACUGCCAGCUAUGCAACGCCUGGUUCAACAACCCCGGCAUGGCUCAACAACACUACGAUGGCAAAAAGCACAAGAAGAACGCUGCCAGAGCGGACCUGCUGGAGCAGCUGGGCAAGACCCUGGACAUGGGAGAGAUGAAAGGUCUGAAACGGAGCUACAGCUGUGAAGUCUGCAGCGUCACACUGAACUCGGUGGCACAGUACCACGCACAUCUGCAGGGCUCAAAGCACCAAAACAACCUGAAGAAUCAGAUAUGCGUCCAGUGAGCGUGGGUUCGAAGAUUUAAAAACCAACUAUUGGAUUGAUGUCAGACAAGCUGUGGUCAGCUUGCCCUGCUUUUUUUCUGCCUCUGCCCUGCUUCUGCCCUCCUCCACAUCAUUUCAAUCUCUCUCUCUCUCUCUUCUUUCUUCUAUCUCGGCUGCCCUGACGAGGAGGAAAACAACAUGUUUUUUUUUUUUUGUAACACUGCGCUGCAUCGACUGCCUCACCUGUCAGUGUGCAGUACAGUUUAAACCCUCUUUUUCCUGCAUCGCUGGCCGCUCUAAAAACAUCGACCUUUGACGUCCCACUGAAGCUCUGUACUGUGUUUUUUUGUUUUUUUUUUGUAUCCACUGACAGUCUGAGAUCAUUAACCGUGCUGUAUCCACACACACUGCAACUCAACUAUACUGCUUUUAUUGCAUAUAUUGCUUGCAGCGGAGCUAAACCCCCUUUUGCAGCUUAAAAAACAAAGGGGUUGAU